This is a messenger RNA of Phaeodactylum tricornutum CCAP 1055/1, 404 nucleotides long. RefSeq lists its product with no specific name. Gene Ontology annotation, biological process: proton transmembrane transport. Bases 38 to 268 code for a protein of 76 amino acids. Gene Ontology annotation, cellular component: proton-transporting V-type ATPase, V0 domain. Gene Ontology annotation, molecular function: proton-transporting ATPase activity, rotational mechanism. The record is from RefSeq and is a predicted model, not a curated record. NCBI's taxonomy places the organism in Eukaryota, Bacillariophyta, Bacillariophyceae, Surirellales, Neidiaceae. The transcript has a single exon.
UCUCUCUCUCUCUCUCGCCUACGAACGAGCAUUGAUCAUGAGUGGAAUCCCUGGACCCGUCGUUACGGGUACCAUUGCCUACCUGCUGUUAGGAGUCGUGGCAGUGGGAGGAAUAUACGGAAGCCGGGCAACAGGAAUGCUUUCGAAGGAUAAUGCGGAUAUUGGCAACGUGGUAGUCAGCUUGGCGUGCUUUUCCAUGUGGCUAUUUUGGCUGUGCGCAUGGUUGCACCAAUGGCAUCCUCUGAUUGCUCCGAUCUACGAAGGAUAAACGAGACACACUCAGACGGUCUUUCUCUUUUGGGAAAGCAAAGAAAAAAACGGUGGGGAAGGAUUUGUUCGUCCCUUGUAUGCUGCGCUGUCGGUCCAUAAUUCCAAACAUACAUAGCGAACUCGAAUUUACGGAG